This is a messenger RNA of Candidula unifasciata, 1401 nucleotides long. The record is from the annotation of a GenBank genome assembly. NCBI's taxonomy places the organism in Eukaryota, Metazoa, Mollusca, Gastropoda, Stylommatophora, Geomitridae.
AUGGCUAUAGCUUGGAGUUUCAGGGAUGUUACCAUACAAUUGUCUUGUCUCGUCUUGACGUGUCUUGUCGUGUCCUGCCACACGGUCAGGUACCAGCCAACGUGGGAGUCCCUCGACACACGACCACUGCCCGACUGGUACGAUGAAGCCAAGUUUGGAAUCUUCAUUCACUGGGGUGUUUUCUCAGUCCCAAGCUAUGUGUCCGAGUGGUUUUGGUGGGACUGGCAGGGUGCUCGGGAGAAAAAAGCUGUUCACUUUAUGCAAGAGAAUUAUCCUCCUGGCUUCACGUAUGCUGAUUUUGCCUCACAGUUUAAAGCUGAGUUCUUUAAUGCAACACAGUGGGCCCAGCUAUUCCACGAGGCAGGAGCCAGGUACAUUGUGUUUGUGAGCAAGCAUGUUGAGGGUUUUACAAACUGGCCAUCCAAGUACUCUUGGAAUUGGAACUCUCUGGAUGUCGGACCAAAGAGGGACCUCGUUGGUGAGUUGGCCAGUGCUAUCAGAAAUAAUACAGACAUUCGUUUUGGGCUCUAUCACUGCCUGUAUGAAUGGUUUAACCCACUUUUCUUGCAAGAUAAAGCCAAUAAUUUUACAACUCAGAACUUUGUUAAUGCCAAGACAAUGCCAGAACUGUACGAACUGGUGAACACCUACAGACCGGAUAUUAUAUGGUCAGAUGGACCUACGGAAGCCGACGACCUCUACUGGAAGUCUAAGGAUUUCAUAGCCUGGUUAUACAAUGACAGUCCUGUGAGAGAUACUGUUGUCAUAAAUGACAGGUGGGGUCUGGGCGAUGCUUGUUAUCAUGGUGGAUUUUAUACAUGCACAGACAGGUACAAUCCAGGUUAUCUAGUGGAGCACAAAUGGGAGAAUGCCAUGUCUGUAGACAGGAAAUCCUGGGGCUAUCGCAGAGAUACAAACAUCAACGAUGUUCUGACAAUUGAGCAGCUGAUUACACAGCUGAUAACUACUGUCAGUACUAAUGGGAACUUGCUGAUGAAUGUAGGUCCAGGUUCUGAUGGUGUCAUUAAACCGAUUUAUCAAGAACGCCUCCUUCAGGUGGGGUCAUGGCUGAAAGUCAAUGGCGAAGCCAUAUAUGGAAGUCGACCAUGGACCUAUCAGAAUGACACUAUAACAGAAGGCGUAUGGUACACACAGAACAACAAAACACAGCCAGCAGUGAUAUAUGCGCACCUGUUGUUCUGGCCAAGAACUAACCUGACUUUGGGUGCACCUGUACCUUCGGUAAAGACAACAGUCACUCUUAUUGGAUACGCGGGGUCUGCAUUUCAGUGGUCCACACAUACAACUCCAGGAUUGCAAAUUGUAGUACCAAAUAUACAUAUGAGUGAUAUGCCAUGUCAGUGGGCCUGGGUUCUCAAACUGACAGAUAUUCUUAAUUAA